This is a messenger RNA of Colletotrichum higginsianum IMI 349063, 1383 nucleotides long. RefSeq names its product Major facilitator superfamily transporter. Bases 1 to 1383 code for a protein of 460 amino acids. Gene Ontology annotation, molecular function: transmembrane transporter activity. Gene Ontology annotation, biological process: transmembrane transport. Lineage: Eukaryota; Fungi; Ascomycota; Sordariomycetes; Glomerellales; Glomerellaceae. The transcript has a single exon. Gene Ontology annotation, cellular component: fungal-type vacuole membrane. The record is from RefSeq and is a predicted model, not a curated record.
AUGACGGUCCGAAAUCCCGACGCGGACGAGAAAUCCGGCGCCGCCCCGGGCCUCCGUUCGAACGCACCCUCCGAAACAACCCUCACCCCGGCCGCUGACCCGAACGAGAACGACAUUACCACCGCAGCCGCCGCCACCGUACCGCCACCGCCGCCAUCGACCUCCGUACCCGGCCCCGUCCCGGACGGCGGUCUUGAAGCCUGGCUUCAGGUUCUCGGCUCCUGGGUGAUCCUCGCUCAGACCUGGGGCCUCGUCAACACUUUCGGCGUCUAUCAGACCUACUACGAACGUACCCUCCAGGGCACGACCCCUUCUGCCAUCUCCUGGAUCGGCUCCAUCCAGGGCGCCCUUCUGAUGAUGGUCGGCCCCAUAUCCGGGCCCCUUUACGACGCCGGCUACUUCCGCGAGCUUCUCUGGGCCGGCAUGUUCCUCAUCCUCCUCGGGCUGUUCAUGACAUCCCUCUGCACCACCUACUGGCAAGUCAUCCUCGCCCAGGGCGUGUGCGUCGGCCUCGGCUGCGGCCUAACCUUCCUCCCCUCCACCGCGAUCCUCAGCCAGUACUUCAAUAAGCGCCGUGCCCUCGUCAUGGGCAUCGCCGCGACGGGGUCGCCCAUCGCGGGCAUGUGCUUCCCCAUCCUCUUCGGCCACCUCGAGCCCAAAAUCGGCUUCGGCUGGGCCACGCGCAUCAUCGCCUUCAUCCUGAUGGGCCUGUCCGUCAUCCCUGCAGUCACCAUGCACACUCGCCUCCCGCCCUCGGGCCACAAGCGCUCCCUCAUCGAUAAGACGGCUCUGCACGACCCGGUCUUUAUGCUCGUCGUGGCCGGUUCCUUCAUCGGUUUCCUGGCCAUGUAUGUGCCGUACUUUUACAUCCAGCUCUUUGCCGUCAACCACAGCAUCGGCCCGGCAGAUUUCUCGGCAUACUUCGUCACGCUCCUUAGUGCCGGGAGCAUCCCGGGCCGAGUGAUACCGAACUAUCUGGCAGACAAGGUUGGUGCGCUGUAUAUGCAAAUCUCUGUCGCUGCGGGCUCGGCCGUGCUCAUGUUCGCUUGGCUGGGCAUUCGAAACAUGGCUGGUCUUGUCAUCUUCGCAAUCCUGUACGGUCUCUUCUCCGGCGGCAUGGUGAGCGUGUCGCCAACCGUCGUCGUCAGCCUGUCACCGGAUCUUGGCCGCGUGGGAACCCGCAUGGGCAUGAUGAACUUCAUUGCGGGUAUCGCCAUCCUCGUCGGUACGCCGAUUGCCGGUGCCAUCUUGGGCGACUACAGUGAAGUCGCCUGGCAGUCCAUGAUUGGUUACGGGGCGGCGGCGUUGACGGCUGGCUCAAUGUGUUUGACGUUAUCAAAGAUCUUCCAGUUGAAGAAGACUGCCCGGGAUUUGAAGGCUUGA